UACAUCCACAACAACAACAAACAAAAAACCAUAAACACAUCAACAAAAACAAUUGAAGAAAUGGAUCAAAAAAUCACCCACAUAGCUAUUAUGCCAACACCAGGAAUUAGUCACCUAAUUCCCUCAAUCGAAUUUGCUAAACGCUUAGCUCUUCACCCAAAUUUUCACAUCACAUGUUUUCUUCUCACCACCAUGGAAGAACACAACUCUCCAUUACCACCUCCCAAAAAAGCCAUUCUUGACUCACUACCCAAUUCCAUCCACACAGUCUUUCUUUCUCCAGUCAACUUUGAUGACCUUUCUGAAGAUUCAGUUUCUGAAUUUAAACUCACUCUCACCAUAACUCGUUCCCUUUCUUCUCUCAAAAAAGAAUUGGAAUCUCAUUCCUUUUCUGCUUUUAUUGCUGACCCUUUUGGUUUUGAGGCCUUAGAGCUCGCCAAAGGGUUAAAGAUUCCAUCUUUUGUUUUCUUUUUUACAAACGCCAUGGCUUUGGCUUUGUUCUUAUACUUACCAAAGCUCGAUAGUGAAUUACCUGACUCUGUUCGGUUCAUGAAAGACUUACCCGACCCGAUCCGAUUACCCGGGUGUGUACCUCUUUCGGGUAAGGAUAUGAUUGAGCCACUUCAAGAUCGAGAAAGUCGAAUUUACAAGUCAUUUUUUGAAAUCUCGAAAGGCUUGUAUUUGGCUGAUGGUAUAAUUAUUAACAGUUUUUGGGAAAUGGAAUCUGAAGCUAUGAAAGCUUUGGAAGCUAAUGAGAAAGUGCCACGUGUUUUUUCAGUUGGGCCAAUUGUACAAGCAGGUUUAAGUGAUGUGGCAGAGUCAGAGUGUUUGACUUGGCUAGAUGAGAAGCCACGUGGCAGUGUUUUGUAUGUUUCUUUUGGUAGUGGUGGAACUUUGUCGAGUGAUCAAAUGAAUGAGUUGGCACUUGGGUUGGAGAUGAGUGGUCAAAAUUUCUUAUGGGUUGUUAGAAAGCCAGAUAAUAAAUCUUCAAAUGGUGCAUAUUUGAAAGAGAGUAGUGAUCAAAGCCAAAAAAAUGAUGCUUUUGAUUUCUUACCAAAUGGGUUUCUAGAAAGGACUAGAGAGAGAGGUUUGGUGGUUCAGUCGUGGGUCCCACAAGUUCAGGUGCUGGCCCACGACUCAACCGGUGGAUUCCUGACCCACUGCGGUUGGAGCUCGAUUCUCGAGAGCAUUGUGAAUGGAGUACCAUUUAUUGUCUGGCCGCUUUUCGCGGAACAGAAGAUGAAUGCAGUUAUGCUUGUGGAUGGUUUACAUGUGGCAUUACGACCGAAAAAGAAUGAAAAUAACAUUGUUGGACGUGAUGAAAUUUCUAGAGUUGUGAAGGUGGUGAUGGAGAAGAGUUGUGAAGAGGGUAUGGAAAUUGGGAAGUGUAUGAAUGAGCUUAAGGAUAAUGCUAUAAAGGCACUUGGUGAAGAUGGUUCAUCCACUAAAGCAUUUUCUGAAUUAGCAUUUAUGUUGAGAAAUAGUAGUAACUCAUCCUAGUAAGAAAUUAAAACUACUGUAUGGAUGGAAAAUAAUAAGUACUUUUAAUAAAUUAAUUUUAUCUAAAUAAUGGAAGGUUUUUGGCUUUGCUUAGAUCAAA
This is a messenger RNA of Cannabis sativa, 1600 nucleotides long. Its product is annotated as hydroquinone glucosyltransferase-like. Bases 61 to 1500 code for a protein of 479 amino acids. The transcript has a single exon. Gene Ontology annotation, molecular function: UDP-glycosyltransferase activity. Lineage: Eukaryota; Viridiplantae; Streptophyta; Magnoliopsida; Rosales; Cannabaceae. The record is from RefSeq and is a predicted model, not a curated record.